Messenger RNA from Juglans microcarpa x Juglans regia, 2074 nucleotides. Its product is annotated as F-box/LRR-repeat protein 10-like. Bases 65 to 1852 code for a protein of 595 amino acids. The record is from RefSeq and is a predicted model, not a curated record. Gene Ontology annotation, molecular function: protein binding. Gene Ontology annotation, biological process: SCF-dependent proteasomal ubiquitin-dependent protein catabolic process. Gene Ontology annotation, cellular component: SCF ubiquitin ligase complex. NCBI's taxonomy places the organism in Eukaryota, Viridiplantae, Streptophyta, Magnoliopsida, Fagales, Juglandaceae. The transcript is spliced from 4 exons.
UUAAGCAUUCGAUACAGUGCCAGACAGGUAACCCAGACCCAGUGAUCGAAACCCAAACCCGAGAAUGGCGACUGGCGAAACCCGAGCGAAGAGUCUGGAUCUCCUGCCGCCGGCAAUCCUCGCCACCAUUAUGACGAAGCUCGACGUUGGAUCGAUCUGCUGCGCUGCGUCCACGUGUACCGCCUUCAGGACCUGCGCCUCUCAGAUCCUCUCCUUCCUCCCCACCUUCCACCUCGUCGACAUUGCUCCUUCAAUAGAUUUGCUGCGGCCUCUGUUGCAACCGUCAAACCCUUACCUGCGGAGCUUGAAGGUUGACUGCGAUCGCCUUAACGAUUCCGCAAUCGAGCUCUUGCUUCGUCCUCCAUUGCACGAACUUUGUCUGCACAACUGCACUGAUUUUAGCGGGAAACUGCUUUCUGAGAUUGGCAGGAGAUGCCGGGAUCUAAGGUCUCUCUGCUUGGGUUCAAUGUCCGAAUAUAGAGUGCAGGCGAUUGAUAUUUCUGAUUUGAAGGAGUUGCUCCAUGGUUGCACUCAGCUAGAAGCACUGAACCUGAUGUUUGAUGUUUCACUAUUUCUUCAUCAUAACUCUGCUCAAGUUUGGGCUUUGGCAUCUGAAAAACUCACCACUCUUGAGAUCGGCUACAUUCCUUCAGAAACGGUGACUGAGAUGCUUAACCCAAUGUUGGGACCCCAUGAGUUGCCAAAUCAUAUUCAACCAUCCAUAUUGUCUAGCAUUCAGAAAUUGGGCCUAUCAGUAGAUUAUAUAACUGAUGCCAUGGUUAGUAUUAUAUCUCAAGGUUUAGUCUCCUUAACCCAUUUGGAUCUUCGUGAUUCACCAUUAACUGAACCAGAAGUCGCACUUGACUUAACCAAUGCUGGCCUUCAACAACUUAAUCGGUAUGGGAAACUGAAGCAUCUCUCAUUGGUCCGGCGCCAGGAGUUCAUUGUUACAUAUUUCAGACGGGUAAAUGAUGUUGGAGUCCUCUUCAUGGCUGAUAAGUGUGCAGACAUGGAAAGCAUAUGUCUUGGUGGCUUUUGUCGUGUUACAGACACAGGUUUCAAAACAAUCUUGCAUUCAUGCUCCAGAUUAUACAAGCUUCGGGUGUCUCAGGGGACCCAGUUAACUGAUCUUGUUUUUCAUGACAUCACUGCAACUUCCCUUACUUUGACGCACGUUAGCUUGAUAUUUUGUAAUCUUUUGACCAAUCACGCAGUCAUGAAUUUGGUAUUCAACAAGGAUAUUAGAGUUCUUGACUUGAGAAAUUGCAAAAACCUUGGGGAUGAAGCGCUUCGAGCCAUCAGCACUCUUUCUCAAUUGAAGACUUUACUGUUGGAUGGCUCUGAUAUAAGUGAUGUUGGAUUGUCAUACUUGAGAUGGGGGGUUAUUGGUUCGCUUGUUAGAUUGUCCAUUAGACGGUGCAAGCGACUUACAGAUAAAUGCAUUUCUGCUUUAUUUGAUGGUUCCUGUAACAUGGAAUUGCGAGAAUUGGACCUAUCAAAUGUUCCUAACCUUUCUGAUAAUGGAAUUUUGUUACUGGCAAAAAGUCGGGUUCCAUUCUCUGAACUUCGAAUGCGGUGUUGCCCACUCAUAGGCGAUACUGCUGUAAUGGCAUUAGCCUCAAUGCAGGUUGAUGAGGGCAUAUGGCAUGGUAGCAGCUUGAGGUUGCUGGAUCUAUGCGACUGUGGUGGCAUCACACAACUUGCAUUCCAUUGGUUAAAGAAACCUUACUUUCCAAGGUUGAGAUGGUUGGGAGUUAGGGGAAGCGUGAAUAGAGACUUGGUAGAUGCCUUAGCUAGGAAUAGACCAUAUUUGCAUGUGGAAUGCCAUGGUGAGGAGCUGGAGGCUGAUUGAUGGGAUCAGUCGGAUGGUUUGUGGUUCGUACAUGCUUGCUUGACUUAUGAUUAGGUGCAUGACCAUGUUGAGAUGAGAGUGAGUAUGACGAAGAAGAAAUGGGGGAUGCUGAAAACAAUGUCUAAUUAGUAGUGUACAAAAAUAAGUUUUUUGUGUGUAUUUAGGCAUGCCUGUGACAUUAUCUUUUGCUAAUAAUGUUAAUAUGUAGAGGUGUAACUCUUU